UUUCCCGUGCGUUACUGUGUGGUUGGAGCGUUAACGGUUGUUUAGUUUAUUGAAGUUUACUUUUACUUCACUUUACUGUGUUUACUUCAGUUAAUUCAAGUUCGCUUUAGUCAUUUACCUUUAGUCUUUUAACUUUAAUCAUUUAACUUUAGUCAUUUAACUUUAGUCAUUUAACUUUAGUCAUUUAACUUUAGUUAAUUUGGUCUUAGUUUCACGUGACGAGCUCGCGGGUGGAGACCGUACAGCUCGCGCACGGAGGACGUGCACGGAGCCACGCGAAGCUGCGCGCAUUGUCAAGGAGUUAUCCCGUUGUGGGUUUUUGACGUUUUCUCUUACUUUUCCUCUAUUUUUCCUCUAGUUUAGUUUUCCUCGUAGUUUUCUCUUAGUUUUCCUCUAGUUUUCUCUUAGUUUCCUCUUAGUUUUCCUCGUAGUUUUCCUCUAGUUUUCCUCGUAGUUCUUGUCCCCGCAGUUUUCCUUUUGGUCCGCGUCAGAAACGCUGUGUCCCUUUGCGUCUCGCGCAGUCCUGCGUCGCCGUGCGGGCUAACGGUCACCUGCUGUCUGGACCGUGGGCCGGUUACUUUAUUAUCUGUGUUGGGCUGGACGUCACGCCGCUGACACGCGGACCGGCAGCAUGCGGCUCAGCGGCCCCGCAGCGCGGGACUCUCUGGCUUCCCUGUGGAUUCUGUGGGUUCUGUUGGUUCUGUGUUGCUGGGCCGGAAGCGGCUCUGGAUACAACCUGGACAUCCAGAACUCUCUGGGCUUCACUGGUCCCAGCGGCUCUCUGUUCGGUUACUCUGUCCUGCUGCACCGCCACCGCCACCACAACUGGUUAGUGGUUGGUGCUCCUCAAGCUAACUCCACCUACACCCCAUGGAUUCAAUCACCAGGAGCGAUCUACAAAUGCAGGGUGACGGCCAGCAACCACACUGCCUGUCAACAGACACACACAGAGACGGGAGAGUGUGGGAAAACCUGUCAAGAAGAAAGUGAUAACCAGUGGCUUGGAGUCAGCUUGUCCAGACAACCUGGAAAUGGACGCAUACUGGCAUGUGGUCAUCGGUGGAAGAACGUAUUUUAUUCCAACAAAGACUCUCAGCACAACAAGCUUCCCUACGGAGUGUGUUAUCACUACGGAAACCAGCUGACACAGAUCACACCCCUCAUCCCUUGUUACCGAGACCACCAGUGGAAGUUUGGGGAGGAUUAUGGGUCGUGUCAAGCAGGCAUUUCCAACUUCUUGACAGAGGAGCUGAUGAUCAUGGGAGCUCCUGGUACAUCUUACUGGACCGGCUCAGUUCUGGUUUUUAAUUCCUCCAGUAGAGUGUUGUCUGCAUACCUGGACAACGACAGCGGGGCGGUCCAGUUUGGAAGCUACCUGGGCUACUCUGUUGGAGCAGGUCACUUCCUACAUCCUGGUACUACAGAGGUGGUAGGCGGAGCCCCACAGCACAGCCAGACUGGCAAGGUUUUCAUCUUCAGUGUGGAUGACAACAUGCUGAGAAUCGUCACAGAGGUGUCAGGAGACAAGCUGGGCUCUUACUUCGGGGCCAGUGUGUGUGCAGUAGAUCUGAAUGCUGAUGGUCUGUCAGACCUGCUGGUUGGCGCUCCCUUUACAAGCAGUACCAUAGCAACGGGUGUUGUUAGGGAGGAGGGGAGAGUCCACGCUUACAUCAACCAGGGAGAGGCUCAGCUGGUGGAGGCGAACUUCAGGCUGAUGGGUAGUGAUUCCUAUGCUGCUCGUUUUGGAGAGACCAUUGCUGACCUGGGAGACAUUGAUGAUGAUGGUUACCAUGAUGUGGCAAUUGGGGCUCCACAAGAGGAGGAUCUGAGAGGGGCCAUCUACAUCUACAAUGGCAGGAAGGAGGGAAUCACUCCGACUUUCUCUCAGAGGAUCAGUGGAUCAGUGUUGGGUCGUGACCUUAGGAUGUUCGGCCAGUCUCUGAGCUCGGGUGUUGACAUCGAUGACAACGGGUACCAAGAUGUUGCAGUUGGCUCGUUCCUCUCUGACUCCGCAGUCAUUCUCAGGACCCGUCCGGUGGUGAGGAUCCAGGCGUCCCUGCUGCUUCCUGACAGGAUUAACCGUUCGCUUGCUGUGUGCCAGCAGGACGGAGCCCCCUCCUUCUGCACCAACAUCUCCGUCUGCUUCACCGCCAGGUCCCGACAAUACCGAGGAAUUCUGGAGCUUCAGUAUGAUCUGACCGCUGACAUCAUCCAUAAGCCCUUCUUCCCCCACCGCUUCUAUUUCCAUGGCAACGGAACAUCCAAUAGCACGACCGGGCGUGUCAGGGUCAGGAACAACCAAUUAACCUGCACAACCCACCUGGCUUACCUGAGGAGGGAGGUAAGAGACAUCUUCACAGCGGUCCACUUCCAGUUGUCCUUUACUCUGAAGGAGACCAGCACACAGAGAGGAAAUAGAGGCUUUCCUCCAUUAAAACCCAUUCUUCAGCAGACAGCAGGGACCAGUAACACCAUCACCAACCAGACCUGGUUUGCUCGCUCCUGUUCUCUGGCCGACUGUUCCACCAACCUUCAGCUGUCAACUCAACUACUAUUACCUCAGAACCAUAGUGGUCAGCAGUAUUUUGCUGUGGGGGAUGCGAAGACCAUCAUGUUAAAUACAACAGUGACAAACUCUGGAGACGACGCCUUCCUGCCACGCCUGUCAGUUCGAUUCCCAAACAACGUUCACUAUGUCAAAGUACUAGAUAACGAGGACAGCCUGGGGAAUUGUGAUGUAGAAGAAGAUGUCAGCAAGACAUCAGUAGGAGUCGACUGCAGCGUCUCCAGCUUCUACUUACCUGCUCAGGCCAAACUGAAUAUCAGCUUCCUGUUGGACGUUAGCCAGAAUAGCACAGCCGGUGACAUCGUCAUCUCUGUCAACACUAGUGGGGACAAUUAUGAAAGAGAAGAUUUUCUCCAUGACAACUCAGCUAGAAUUGUACUGCCCCUUAGAUACGGAGUAGACCUCAGCAUCCAUGGUUUUGUGAGUCCUACAUCAUUCGUGUUUGGAGAUCAGGAGGAGACUCCAGUUGACUGCUACACUGAGAGCUUUAACUUCACUUACAAGGUGGCAAACAUUGGUCCCAGUCUGUCCGUGGGUACAGUGGUGGAGAUUUACCUUCCAAAAAUCUUGGCUCCUUACCCCCACCGGCUACUGCAGCUCAAAGUCCUGCAGGUCUCUCAGGGCAUCUGUUCCAUCAGUCGUGACUCCUUCUUGACAGAAGACAACUGUGAUGUCCCAACCAUUCCAUUCAUCAAGCAGCUCUUCUACUUCUCCUCUACACCAACACGCAGGAUGUUUUGUGGUCAUGGAGACACUCUUUGUGAGCGGUUGGUGUGUGUUUUUGGUGAUGUGGAGUCGGGCAGAGAGGCAACCAUUCAGCUGGAGGCCAGAAUCAACCCGUCAGUCCUACAACAGAGUGGUCAUGGUGUUAUUUUGAUAGAGAGCACAGCUGUGAUGACAUCUCCUAGAGAAGAUCAUCACACUAUCAUGGUCCAGCCCUCUGUCCUCACACAGGUGGUGGUUGAGGCCCAUUUUAACAGGUGGCUUUCAGCAGGAGUAAAGGUCUUCAUCGUGACCAUCAGUUUAAUCCUGGGUCUGCUGAUACUGGCUGCCCUCAUCUACUGCCUGUGGAAGGCUGGUUUCUUUAAAAGGGAAGUCCGCAAGGAGAGGAGAGAUAGCUGGGACUAUGUUCCUAAAAACAACAAGAGAGCGAGCACCUCAUAGUCACUGACCUCUGACCCCUGGACUGAGUCCUGACCCAGCCAUGAAUCAAUGUCACAGUCCUGCAGUGUCCUCGUGGAGAUCAUGCAGUCUGCAGACACACACUGGAUGGAUGCUGGGAUGGAUGAUAGGUGAUGAAUGUAUGAAGAUGUUGGAUGGAUCAUUGAUGAAUGAGAAAUGAUUGAUGACAGAUGAUUGUUGGCUGGCUGGUUGAACGGAUGGAUGGAUAGAUGGAUGGAUGGAUGGAUGGGUGGAUGGAUGGAUGGAUGGAUGGAUGGAUGGGUGGAUGGGUGGGUGGAGGAAUGUGGAGUUGAAUGAGAGGAGUGCAUUCUUUUCCAGAAUGAAGGAGGGCAAAAGGGAAAAAGGAAGGAUCAUUUGAAAGACCGACACAAUCAAACCUCCUGGACCAAUCAAAGCGCCUCAGUAGUUCUCAGGAAGUGACAUCACACCUCUCAUAUCAUCUUCACUCAAGACCCACUUUUUAACUGAUGGAGAAGAAAAUCAGCCAAAUGUUUUUUUCACAAAAAAAAAGGAUGUCGCUAACUGGUGAACUUUGAACUCAGAGAUUGAAACCCUGGGCACUGAUUGGCUCAGUCUGACUUCCUGAUAGUCCUGCUGUUACCAUGGAGAUGGAAGCCAUGAAAUACAUAAAGGUGUCUUUUUUGUCAUGUCGGGAGCUUUUGCCUGCUGUCCCAACAUCCAUGCACUGUUAUAUGAAUAAUCUUAUUUGUCAGUAAGAUGUCCAGAUGGAAAACACAGACACAAAGACAUGUCUCUCAAGUUGUCUCUCUCUAAAUAUGAAUAAUCUUAUAUAUCAGUAAGAUGUCCAGAUGGAAAACACAGACACGAAGACAUGUCUCUCAAGUUGUCUCUCUCUCUAAAUAUGAAUAAUCUUAUUUGUCAGUAAGAUGUCCAGAUGGAGAACACGGAGACAUGAAGACAUGUCUCUCAAGUUGUCUCUCUCUCUAAAUACGAAUAAUCUUAUAUGUCAGUAAGAUGUCCAGAUGGAAAACACAGACACGAAGACAUGUCUCUCAAGUUGUCUCUCUCUCUGAAUAUGAAUAGUCUUAUAUGUCAGUAAGAUGUCCAGAUGGAAAAACAGACAUGAAGAGAUGUCUCUCAAGUUGUCUCUCUCUGAAUAUGAAUAGUCUUAUAUGUCAGUAAGAUGUCCAGAUGGAAAACACAGACACGAAGACAUGUCUCUCAAGUUGUCUCUCUCUCUGAAUAUGAAUAGUCUUAUAUGUCAGUAAGAUGUCCAGAUGGAGAACACAGAGACAUGAAGACAUGUCUCUCAAGUUUUCCCUCUCUGAAGCCCGUGAUAUCUGAACCUCACACUGCUUUUUUGUGAAAUGUGGAAACAAAAUCUGCGGUCACGUUACUUUGACCAACUCACUUCAAUUCAGCGUUUAUUCCAGACUCGUCUUAGUAGAGGUCCAUGUCAGAAAUACCAGAAGAGAAACAAGACAAGGACAUGUACA
Messenger RNA from Lampris incognitus (smalleye Pacific opah), 5205 nucleotides. It is a transcript of the gene itga4, whose product is annotated as integrin alpha 4. Lineage: Eukaryota; Metazoa; Chordata; Actinopteri; Lampriformes; Lampridae. Gene Ontology annotation, molecular function: integrin binding. The record is from RefSeq and is a predicted model, not a curated record. Gene Ontology annotation, cellular component: external side of plasma membrane; integrin complex. The transcript is spliced from 28 exons. Bases 632 to 3730 code for a protein of 1032 amino acids. Gene Ontology annotation, biological process: integrin-mediated signaling pathway; cell adhesion mediated by integrin; cell-matrix adhesion.